AUGGCGUUGGGGGAUUGUGCGUUUCUGGCUGUUUAUAUCAGUGUGGGUUUGACCUUUAACCUCGACACGUCAGCCCCGCUGCUGAAGACGGGGGGAGACGGGAGUCUGUUUGGUCUGUCUGUCGCCCUGCACCAGGACCUGAGGACAGACACCUACCUGCUAUUGGUUGGAGCUCCUAGAGAGAAGGCGGACCCUGAUGUUCUGGCUCAUCGGACAGGAGGAGUAUACAGCUGCCCGAUCUCCAUGGACCAAUUAGACUGCAGCAGGAUGAAGCUCAUACAUCCUGAUGUGAACCCAUCUGAGGACCUGAUUGAAGACAUGUGGCUUGGUGUCUCAGUAGCCAGUCAGGGCCGACCUGGAGGGAGGGUCCUGGCAUGUGGUCAUCGCUUUGUGAAACUCUAUGGGCCAUUAGAAUUCAGGCAGAUGAUUGGCCGAUGUUAUCUCCUUGGAAACGACCUGCAGUUCAAUGAGAGUGACGUGAACUGGCAGAAGCCCGACCAGCCCUGCAGUCACCUUGGUGAUGUCAGAGCUGAGGUCAUGUGUAAUGCUGGGAUUUCAGCUUCCAUCACUCAGACCGAGGUCAUCGUGGGGUCACCAGGAAGCUACGAAUGGCAAGGUAACGUACACGUCUCCUGGAUGAAUCCCGUCGACGUCUUUGAUUCUAAACAAAGUUUCUUCCCGAACAUGAAGCUCAGGAACAUUUACAUCGGUUACUCGGUUGCUCAGGCUCGUUGUCUUCUCUCUGAAGAUGAUGUUACCAUCGUAACAGGAGCUCCUAAGGACAGUAAAGAGGACGCUCGUGGCUCAGUGCUGUUGGCGGUGAAACAGAACAAUGAACUGGUCGUUCAGCAGAAACUCCGCGGUGAACAGACGGGCUCUUACUUUGGUAACGCCGUGGCAACAACCGACCUCAACAACGACGGGUGGAACGACCUGCUGGUGGGCGCUCCAUUUUACUUCCAUCGCCAGCAGGAGGCGGGCGGGGCAGUAUAUGUCUACAUGAACUCAGGAGGAGGGUUUGACUCUGGAGCCACUCUGGUGCUGAGAGGACCGGCCCAAUCUGCGUUCGGUAUGACUGUUGCUGCUGCGGGAGACUUGAACCAAGAUGGCUUCCAGGAUUUUGCCGUUGGAGCUCCGUUCUCUGAAACAGGAAGUGUGAUGAUCUGGACCGGGGGUAGUGAGGGGGUUUCUACAGAACCGAGCCAGGUGAUCAGGGGCAGCAGUGUCGCUCCUCGGUUCAGGACAUUCGGGUUCUCUCUGUCUGCUGGUGUAGAUGUUGAUGGGAACAAAUAUCCAGACCUGGUGGUUGGUUCUCUGGACGACACUGUCGCUCUGCUCAGAACUCGUCCCGUCCUCCACCUCAAUCAAACGCUCCGAGUUUCUCCGGACAUCGUCAACCCCGAAAUCUGCGACUUCUGCAUUCAGGUUGAGUUGUGUUUCUCCUACAUCUUCAGCACUGGAGAGAGGAAUGACAGAGACAACAUCACCGUUCACUUCGUUGUGGUCGCUGAUGUCACCAGCCUGAAGCCUCGCCUCCGUUUCCACGACAACAGGCAGAGCACGUACUCUGGUCACCUGACGAUGCCAACGUCACGAUGUCACUUCCUGCGUGUCGGGCUGCUGAGUCCAAUUCGAGACAAAUUACAACCUCUGGUCUUCUCACUGAACGUAUCUCUGCACGAGAAGCGUCCCAAGAAAACAAGUGUCUUUCAGGAUCUGAAGCUCCUCCCAGUGCUGAGCCACACCCCACAACCCAUCCGAACCCAGAUUCAUAUCCAGAAGGCCUGUGGUUCUGAUAACCGUUGCCAUAGUAACUUGCAGAUGACAGCCCAGUUCACAGACGAGAACCAGGAACCCCUCAGCAUGAAGAAGAACAAACAAGUGUUGAACUACAACUCCGGCAUUAACAGAUUGUUUUUGGAGGUUAAUGUCAGCAACACACCGUCCGUGGGCAGACAAGCAGAGGACGCUCACAACGCCAUUUUGAACAUCAGCAUCCCACCAUCACUCACAUACUCCGGAGUUCGAACAAAGGGUGACAUCACAGCAGCAGAAUGUUCGGUCCAGCACACGGUUCUUCAGUGUGAGCUGGGGAACCCGUUCAAGAGCAACCACAAGGUUCAGUUGUUCAUCAUAUUUCAAACAUCUGACAUCAGUUUGGAAACAAGAGAAAUUCAGACUUUGCUGCAGCUGUCAACUCUCAGUGAACAACAUCUGUCUCCUGUCUCUGUCUCCAUGUGGGUGGAAUAUUCACUGCAGACGUCCCUUACACUAAUCAGUUCACCAGGCCCCGCCUCCUUCAGUGGUCAUGUGAUCGGUGAAUCGGCCUCAAAGAAGACAGAGGACGUCGGCAGUUUGCUGCUCUUCACCUUCAAGGUGCAUGUCAACGGGAAGCCACUGGGUAACCACGGCAACCUGGAGGUGGAGUUUAAUUGGCCGAGUCUUCUGUCCAAUGGGAAGUGGCUGUUGUACCUCACAGAGAUCCGAGUGCACGGCACAUCCGAGCCUCGCUGCAAUCCGCCCGAUGACAUCAUCAACCCUCUCAACCUUGUGCUGCCAAUGGAGAAGAGGAAGGGGAGCGGUGUGGAGGAGAACAGGGGGAGGAGUCUAGAGGAAGAGAAAAAGAGAAGUGAUAAAACUCAACCCAUCCUCCUCCUGCAUCAACAGAAGAGAAAGUCGUACACUCUGGACUGUGUUCAUGGAGCCAAAUGUGUGACGUUUGUUUGUCCGUUAAUCAACAUGAAAAACUCUGCAACCCUGAGCGUGAGAGCAAGAAUCUGGAACUCAACCAUGAUCGAGGAUUACAGCGAUGCCAGGAGUGUGUUGGUUCGAGGUCGGGCAACCCUGAAGCUGCGGAGUAACAAACACACCAUCAACAUCGGGUCUCCCAGCACUGAGAUUGAGGUACACAUUUACCCAGACCUGGGGCAACAGGUGGACUCCAGCGCUCCCUGGUUUAUCAUCGGGGUGUCCAUGGUGGCUGGAAUCUUACUGCUGGCUCUGAUCUGCCUGGUGCUCUUGAAGUGUGGGUUCUUCAGGAAGGCCAGCACCAGAGAGCUGUACGAGGCAAAGUCGCAGACGGCUCACGUGAAGGAGUCGGAGUCCGAGAGCCUGAGCGAGGAGCUCUGAGUCUGGGCACCAUGCUGGAAGAGAGCCCUGUAGUAAGGACCAGCUGCAGACCGCCUGCUUACUGACUACUUUACAUACUGACUGGUUUCCUUACUGACUGGUUAACUUACUGCCUGGUUAACUUACUGACUGGUUAACUUACUGACUGUUUAACUUACCGCCUGGCUAACUUACUGCCUGGUUAACUAGCUGCCUGGUUAACUUACUGACUGGUUAACUUACUGCCUAGCUAACUUAUUGCCUAGCUAACUUACUGACUGGUUAACUUACUGCCUGGUUAACUUACUGACUGGCUAACUUACUGACUGGUUAACUUACUGCCUGGCUCACUUUCUGCCUGGUUAACUUACUGAAUGGCUAACUUACUGACUGGCUAACUUACUGACUGGCUAACUUACUGCCUGGUUAACUAACUGACUGGUUAACUUACUCCCUAUUUAACUUACUGCCUAGCUAACUUACUGCCUGGCUAAGAAACUGCCUGGUUAACUUACUGCCUGGCUCACUUACUGCCUGGUUAACUUACUGCCUGGCUAACUUACUGCCUGGUUAACUUAUUGACUGGUUAACUUACUGACUGGUUAACUUACUCCCUAUUUAACUUACUGCCUAGCUAACUUACUGCCUGGCUCACUUACUGCCUGGCUAACUUACUGCCUGGUUAACUUACUGCCUGGCUCAAUUACUGCCUGGUUAACUUACUGCCUGGUUAACAAACUGGCUGGUUAACUAACUGCCUGGUUAACUUACUGCCUGGUUAACUUACUGCCUGGUUAACAAACUGGCCGGUUAACUUACUGCCUGGUUAACUUACUGCCUGGCUCAAUUACUGCCUGGUUAACUUACUGCCUGGCUCACUUACUGCCUGGCUAACACACUGCCUGGUUAACUUACUGCCUGGCUCAAUUACUGCCUGGUUAACUUACUGCCUGGCUAACUUACUGCCUGGCUCAAUUAUUGCCUGGUUAACUUACUGCCUGGCUCACUUACUGCCUGGCUAACACACUGCCUGGUUAACUUACUGCCUGGCUCAAUUACUGCCUGUUUAACUUACUGCCUGGCUCAAUUACUGCCUGGUUAACUUACUGCCUGGCUCACUUACUGCCUGGCUAACACACUGCCUGGUUAACUUACUGCCUGGCUCAAUUACUGCCUGGUUAACUUACUGCCUGGUUAACUUACUGCCUGGUUAAUUUAUGUCAACCUGCUUCUGAUCGAUCAGUUUUUCAAUAACAAACUUUGAUGAGUUUCUUCAGAUUUACAGUGAAAUGUUUUGUUUGGAAGUUUUAUGGUAAUUGUUGUGUUGUGUGAGUUUCACAGUUCACGUCUUUACUUGUGUAUGUGUGUCGCUGUGUGUGUAUCUCUGUGUGUAUCUGUCUGCGAACAUUUAAUCAGUUUCAUGUAACUUGAGUGAAAUAAUCCAGAGUUGUAAAACAGCGCCCCAACCAGUCCGUGGUCAGUCAGGGAAUCACACUGUUGUUAAACUAGCUUAGUUUUGUAGCUGCGUUAAACAAGCGAUUCUCAAAGUUAAUACACUAACGUGAAGUCGGUUUAGGAAGUGAGGAGAAUGAAGAGUGCAGUUCCUUUAAUUACCACAGGGGGCAGCAGGUCCUGGUUUACAUGUUUGCGUGUCAUCCGUACUCAACUUUUCACUAUCUCGUGUUUUUAUGAUUUACAGUGACAACAUUGAUUUAUUGAAUUAAUUAAAUCUUUAUUAGAUGCUGUAAUGUUUCCCAUAAUGCACCACUACCCAGAAUCCUCUGGGAGUCUAAGAUACAGUCAGAUCCCAUUCUUCAUCUUCACCCUCAUCUUCAUCGAGAUCAAACUCAUUCACCUGAAAAACAAAAUUACAUUUGCUCUGGUUGUAAAUGUCUGUGCUACAUGAAAAUGUUUGUCUAGUCUAUAAUAUUAUAAUCCAUAUAUAUAGAGAGAGAUUGUAUAUAUAUAUUCAUUUUGAUGUGUUGGUGUUAUAUUAUAGACAUAUAUCAUGUAUGUUUCACUGACAUGAAUGACUCCUUCGAUGUUCUCAGGUAAAAUCUGAUCCGACGUCUGUUUCACCUCCACCAUCACUUUGCCAUUUUCUACACACAAACGCACACUGAUCAUCAAUACACAUCAAUUCAUAACUGUCACAUUUGAACAGUAAAAAUAUAUUUCGUUAUUAGUAACAUUAAUAGUAACAGUAAUACCCAGUAGAAUGAGCAGGACUGUGUUGAAUGCCUGAACCAGAGCUUUGUCUCUGACCAACUUCUGGAGUUUACAGCGUUUGAGUAGCAAAACAUCUGGGCCUGAACAAAGAGACAACAUCUGGAUGUUAUAUAUCUCUCUCACACACACACACACACACACACACACACACACACACACACACACACACACACACACACACACACACACACACACACACACACACACACACACACACACACACACACACACACACACACACACACACACACACACACACCAAAUC
This is a messenger RNA of Platichthys flesus (European flounder), 5602 nucleotides long. RefSeq names its product integrin alpha-3-like. The coding region runs from base 1 to 3129 and encodes 1042 amino acids. Gene Ontology annotation, biological process: integrin-mediated signaling pathway; leukocyte migration; cell-matrix adhesion. The transcript has 27 exons. Gene Ontology annotation, cellular component: integrin complex; external side of plasma membrane. The record is from RefSeq and is a predicted model, not a curated record. Lineage: Eukaryota; Metazoa; Chordata; Actinopteri; Pleuronectiformes; Pleuronectidae. Gene Ontology annotation, molecular function: integrin binding.